Messenger RNA from Drosophila obscura, 1665 nucleotides. RefSeq names its product serine-arginine protein 55 (gene B52). NCBI's taxonomy places the organism in Eukaryota, Metazoa, Arthropoda, Insecta, Diptera, Drosophilidae. Gene Ontology annotation, molecular function: mRNA binding. The coding region runs from base 158 to 1246 and encodes 362 amino acids. Gene Ontology annotation, biological process: alternative mRNA splicing, via spliceosome; mRNA splice site recognition. The record is from RefSeq and is a predicted model, not a curated record. Gene Ontology annotation, cellular component: nucleus; ribonucleoprotein complex; cytoplasm. The transcript is spliced from 9 exons.
CGGCGCUGACAAAGUAUCACUUCCGUUUUCCGUUUGCAUUUUUUCGUAGCUGUCGCAAAAGUGUGAAUUAAGUGUUAAAAAAAGGUUGUAGAUUGUAAAUUUAGUGAAGAAAAUCUUUAGUAAACGCAUUUGCUAAAGACACAUAAUCAUAAGCAAUAUGGUUGGAUCACGAGUGUACGUGGGCGGUCUUCCGUACGGAGUGCGGGAGCGCGAUUUGGAACGCUUCUUUAAAGGCUAUGGCCGCACUCGCGACAUACUAAUUAAGAACGGCUACGGCUUUGUGGAAUUUGAAGAUUAUCGUGACGCCGAUGAUGCCGUCUACGAGCUAAAUGGCAAAGAGCUGCUGGGGGAGCGCGUGGUUGUUGAACCCGCCCGAGGCACAGCCCGUGGCAGCAAUCGCGAUCGCUACGACGAUCGUUACGGUGGACGCCGCGGCGGAGGCGGACGUUACAAUGACAAAAACAAAAAUUCCAGAUCAUCAUCCCGCUAUGGGCCGCCAUUGCGCACCGAGUACCGCCUGAUUGUUGAGAAUUUGUCGAGCCGCGUCAGCUGGCAGGAUCUGAAGGACUACAUGCGUCAGGCUGGCGAGGUUACCUAUGCCGAUGCGCACAAGCAGCGUCGUAAUGAAGGCGUGGUUGAGUUUGCCUCGUUGUCGGACAUGAAGACGGCUAUUGAGAAGCUCGACGACACGGAGCUGAAUGGCAGACGGGUACAUCUGGUCGAGGAUCGUCGCGGAGGACGCGGUGGUGGUGGCAGCGGGGGCGCCAGUGGCGGUGGUGGUGGAGGCGGACGUGGUCGAUCUCGUUCAUCCAGCUCCCGUUCACGCUCUCGCUCCCGCAGGCGUUCUCGCUCUCGUCGCUCUUCGCACUCGCGUUCCAAGUCUCGCAGCCGCUCCAAGUCUCGUGGUGGACGUUCCAAGUCCAAGUCGCCCGUUAAGUCGCGCUCUCGAUCCCGUUCACGCUCAAACAAAUCGCGUGAUGUUUCCAAGUCCAAAUCAAAGUCCCACUCGCGCACUCGCUCCCGCUCCCCCAAGCGUGAGCGCGACUCGCGUUCUCGCUCACGUUCCAUUUCGAAGCGUGAGUCACGCUCCCGUUCACGUUCCAAGUCGAACCAUCGCGACUCUCGUUCACGCGACCGUUCCGCCUCAGUUGACAACAAGUCGCGUUCGCGCUCCCGAUCCCGUUCGGCCUCGCCUAAAAACGGAAAUGCCUCACCGGACCGCAAUAACGAGAGCAUGGACGAUUAGAUUAGUUAGCUGUCCCAUUAAUAUUAAAACACUUGAUUUUAGAUUUUUACUAUAACUAUUCUACAAACAUCCACACAGACACCUUAUUCUACCCUGCGUCACUGGCACACAGCCAACAAAUAACGAAAAAAUGAAAUGCAAAUGAACUUAACAUUUUUUUUAAUAUUUAAAAAUUAUGUUUUUCGUCUUGCGCCACACUCGACACAAUCCACAAUCACUGCCCCAUCGCUGGGCAAUACAACAGAGAACAGACAGGAAACAUUUAGUCGAGUGCUGCACUUCGUAGCACCAUCGCAAGGCAAACAACAUUCUUGCCGAUGAGAACAAUUGAGAACAACUGUAACAUAUGUAACAGCAAACGAUCUAAAAUUGUCUAUACACAUGAUUCAUUUCAAUAAAUACGGAAACAUUUAAAUAUA